GCCGCUGCUGUCGAGGCUCCCUGCCGGGCCGAGGAUGCGGCGCUGCUGACCUGCCCGGACAGCGCCCUACAGGCGGACCGAGGCGGAGAGAGGAGCUAGCGCGCUGCCCCGACGGCAAGUAGAGAGAGCGAGAGCGCACUGAGAAGCGCGCCGGAGAGGGAGCGCGCGGAGAGGCGAGGUGGGCUGGCAGCGGGGCGCGGCGCGGCGAGAUCCCCACCACCCCCAUCCGGCCGCGGCUAUGAUGGUUCACUGUGCCGGCUGCGAGCGGCCGAUCUUGGACAGGUUCUUGCUCAACGUCCUGGACCGGGCCUGGCACAUCAAGUGCGUCCAGUGUUGCGAUUGCAAAUGCAACCUGACCGAGAAAUGUUUCUCCCGGGAAGGCAAGCUCUACUGUAAGAACGACUUUUUCAGGAGGUUUGGGACCAAGUGCGCCGGGUGCGCGCAAGGCAUCUCCCCGUCGGACCUGGUGCGCAAAGCCCGGAGCAAAGUCUUUCACCUGAACUGUUUCACUUGCAUGGUGUGUAACAAGCAGCUCUCGACGGGCGAGGAGCUUUACAUCAUCGACGAGAACAAAUUCGUCUGCAAGGACGAUUACUUGAGCUCGGCCAGCUUGAAAGAAGGCAGUCUCAACUCAGUGUCCUCUUGUACCGACCGAAGUCUGUCUCCAGACAUCCAGGACCCGAUGCAGGACGACACAAAGGAGACCGACAACUCCACCUCCUCCGAUAAAGAGACCACCAACAACGAGAAUGAAGAGCAGAACUCGGGGACCAAGCGGAGGGGACCCCGGACCACCAUCAAGGCUAAGCAGCUGGAGACCCUCAAAGCAGCUUUUGCUGCCACCCCGAAACCCACCAGGCAUAUCCGGGAGCAGCUGGCUCAAGAAACGGGACUCAACAUGAGAGUCAUCCAGGUUUGGUUCCAGAACCGACGGUCCAAGGAGCGACGGAUGAAACAACUGAGCGCGCUGGGUGCCCGGAGACACGCUUUCUUCAGAAGUCCUCGACGCAUGCGCCCUCUGGGAGGCCGCUUGGAUGAAUCCGAAAUGCUAGGCUCCACCCCUUAUACUUAUUACGGAGAUUACCAAGGCGACUACUACGGCCCUGGGGGCAACUACGACUUCUUCCCGCACGGCCCCCCCUCGCAGGCGCAGUCCCCCGCCGAUUCCAGCUAUAUCCCGACCUCGGGAGCCGGCUCCACCCCGCUCGGACCCCUGGAACCCCCUCUCCCCGGGCACCACGCUUCCGAGAACCAAAGGUAUACGGAUAUGAUCUCUCACCCCGACACGCCCAGCCCGGAGCCCGGGCUGCCAGGCUCGUUGCACCCCAUCCCGGGCGAGGUUUUCAGCGGGGGGCCCAGCCCCCCUUUCUCCAUGUCCAGCUACAGCGGGCCCCUCUCGCACCCCAACCAGGAGCUGAACGAGACGGCCGUGUGGUAGAGCGACCCCUGGCGGAGGGCGCGCGCCUGACCUCACCGGACCAAAAAAAGAGUAGCCCCUUUUUUUUGUCCAGCUCCGUCCGCUCCGUCGGGGCGAAACUCCGUUUACCAAAAGCGCCACCACCGUGAUGCCAAAUCGCGCCUCGCCAGACCUCCUCUCCC
This is a messenger RNA of Lacerta agilis (Sand lizard), 1599 nucleotides long. It is a transcript of the gene LHX5, whose product is annotated as LIM homeobox 5. The coding region runs from base 239 to 1438 and encodes 399 amino acids. NCBI's taxonomy places the organism in Eukaryota, Metazoa, Chordata, Lepidosauria, Squamata, Lacertidae. The record is from RefSeq and is a predicted model, not a curated record. Gene Ontology annotation, molecular function: DNA-binding transcription factor activity, RNA polymerase II-specific; RNA polymerase II transcription regulatory region sequence-specific DNA binding. The transcript has 5 exons. Gene Ontology annotation, biological process: neuron differentiation; regulation of transcription by RNA polymerase II. Gene Ontology annotation, cellular component: nucleus.